This is a messenger RNA of Chaetura pelagica (chimney swift), 3663 nucleotides long. RefSeq lists its product as uncharacterized. Gene Ontology annotation, cellular component: aryl hydrocarbon receptor complex; nucleus. Gene Ontology annotation, biological process: regulation of transcription by RNA polymerase II. The record is from RefSeq and is a predicted model, not a curated record. The coding region runs from base 1 to 3663 and encodes 1220 amino acids. Gene Ontology annotation, molecular function: transcription cis-regulatory region binding; nuclear receptor activity. NCBI's taxonomy places the organism in Eukaryota, Metazoa, Chordata, Aves, Apodiformes, Apodidae. The transcript has 11 exons.
AUGAUUCUGGGCUCGAUCGGCGUUCCUGGGAAUCCCGGCUUAGCAAUCGAGCCCAGAGAUCGUCGAUCGAAGGAACCUCAAUCGAGCCCAGAGAUCAUCGAUCGAAGGAAACUCAGUCGAGCCCAGGAACCUCAAUCGAGCCCAGAGAUCAUCGAGCCCGGGAAACUCAAUCGAGCCCAGAGAUCGUCGAUCGAAGGAAACUCAAUCGAGCCCAGAGAUCAUCGAGCCCAGGAACCUCAAUCGAGCCCAGAGAUCAUCGAGCCCAGGAACCUCAAUCGAUCCCAGAGAUCAUCGAGCCCGGGAAACUCAAUCGAGCCCAGAGAUCAUCGGGCCCAGGAACCUCAAUCGAGCCCAGAGAUCAUCGAGCCCAGGAACCUCAAUCGAUCCCAGAGAUCAUCGAGCCCGGGAAACUCAAUCGAGCCCAGAGAUCAUCGGGCCCAGGAACCUCAAUCGAGCCCAGAGAUCAUCGAGCCCAGGAACCUCAAUCGAUCCCAGAGAUCAUCGAGCCCGGGAAACUCAAUCGAGCCCAGAGAUCAUCGGGCCCAGGAACCUCAAUCGAGCCCAGAGAUCAUCGAGCCCAGGAACCUCAAUCGAUCCCAGAGAUCAUCGAGCCCGGGAAACUCAAUCGAGCCCAGAGAUCAUCGGGCCCAGGAACCUCAAUCGAGCCCAGAGAUCAUCGAGCCCAGGAACCUCAAUCGAUCCCAGAGAUCAUCGAGCCCGGGAAACUCAAUCGAGCCCAGAGAUCAUCGGGCCCAGGAACCUCAAUCGAGCCCAGAGAUCAUCGAGCCCAGGAACCUCAAUCGAUCCCAGAGAUCAUCGAGCCCGGGAAACUCAAUCGAGCCCAGAGAUCAUCGGGCCCAGGAACCUCAAUCGAGCCCAGAGAUCAUCGAGCCCAGGAACCUCAAUCGAUCCCAGAGAUCAUCGAGCCCGGGAAACUCAAUCGAGCCCAGAGAUCAUCGGGCCCAGGAACCUCAAUCGAGCCCAGAGAUCAUCGAGCCCAGGAACCUCAAUCGAUCCCAGAGAUCAUCGAGCCCGGGAAACUCAAUCGAGCCCAGAGAUCAUCGGGCCCAGGAACCUCAAUCGAGCCCAGAGAUCAUCGAGCCCAGGAACCUCAAUCGAUCCCAGAGAUCAUCGAGCCCGGGAAACUCAAUCGAGCCCAGAGAUCAUCGGGCCCAGGAACCUCAAUCGAGCCCAGAGAUCAUCGAGCCCAGGAACCUCAAUCGAUCCCAGAGAUCAUCGAGCCCGGGAAACUCAAUCGAGCCCAGAGAUCAUCGGGCCCAGGAACCUCAAUCGAGCCCAGAGAUCAUCGAGCCCAGGAACCUCAAUCGAUCCCAGAGAUCAUCGAGCCCGGGAAACUCAAUCGAGCCCAGAGAUCAUCGGGCCCAGGAACCUCAAUCGAGCCCAGAGAUCAUCGAGCCCAGGAACCUCAAUCGAUCCCAGAGAUCAUCGAGCCCGGGAAACUCAAUCGAGCCCAGAGAUCAUCGGGCCCAGGAACCUCAAUCGAGCCCAGAGAUCAUCGAGCCCAGGAACCUCAAUCGAUCCCAGAGAUCAUCGAGCCCGGGAAACUCAAUCGAGCCCAGAGAUCAUCGGGCCCAGGAACCUCAAUCGAGCCCAGAGAUCAUCGAGCCCAGGAACCUCAAUCGAUCCCAGAGAUCAUCGACUGUGCCAGAGGGUGAGCUGCUCCUACAGGCCCUCGAUGGCUUCGUGCUGGUGGUGACAUCAGAAGGGCUGAUAUUUUACUCCUCCCAUACGAUUCAGGACUACCUGGGAUUUCAUCAGACAGAUGUCAUGCACCAGAGUGUCUUUGAGCUGAUCCACACUGGGGACCAGCAGGCAUUCAGACGCAACCUCCACUGGGCCCUCAACCCACCACACUCUCCUGAGGGUGAGCCUUCUCCAGGAGGAGGGAAGAGUCUUGGCUCUUCUGCUGUCGCCUACAAGCCAGAUCAGCUGCCCCCUGAAAAUUCCUCCUUUCUGGAAAGGAGCUUCGUGUGCCGCUUCCGCUGCCUCCUGGACAAUUCCUCUGGCUUCCUGGCUUUAAACCUCCAGGGCAGGCUGAAACUCCUCCACGGGCAGAACAAAAGGUCUGAAGACGGGUCUGCACUGCCACCCCAGCUGGCUCUCUUUGCCAUCUCCACCCCCUUGCAGCCCCCCUCCAUCCUGCAGAUCCAAACCAAGAGCAUGAUCUUCAGGACGAAGCACAAGCUGGACUUCACCCCUUUGGCGUGUGACGCCAAGGGGAAGCUGGUUUUGGGCUACACGGAGGCGGAGCUGCGGACGUGCGGCACUGGUUACCAGUUUGUCCACACUGCCGACAUGCUGUACUGCGCCGAGAACCACGUCAGGAUGAUGAGGACGGGGGAGAGCGGGCUGACGGUUUUCCGGCUGCUGACGAAGGAGAAGCGCUGGAAGUGGGUACAGGCCAACGCGCGGCUCGUCUACCGGCACAGCAAGCCCGAGUACAUCCUGGUCACCCAGAGGCCCCUCGUAGAUGAAGAAGGAGGAGAGCACCUUCGUAAACGGUCCAUGCAUCUUCCCUUUACCUUUGCUACAGGAGAGGCACUCUUAUACCAAAGUGCUUACCCUCUCCCGGGCUUCCCUGACCCUUUCCAGAGCAAAGGGAAAACCAGCAGGUCCAGGAAAGCCUCCCAGAGGCACGGAGGGCACUCCCAGAAGGAUGCUGUUGACCCCAGUUCUCUGCUGGGUGCCGUGAUGCAACAGGAGAAGGCUGUUUAUGUCUCCCACCCAGCUCCUGCACCUAACCACUCCUUCAGCAGCAGUUUUGGGGACCGCCUCGAGGAUGCAGGAAGAGAUGCUGGGAGUGUGAGCAUGGCUGCAGUUCCUUUGAAGGGGGACAGCCUCAAAGAGGGGCUCGUGGAUUUGCAGCAGGACUGCCCUGUCUUGGCCACCUUGGACUCACUCUCCAUUAAAAGCAAUGAGAGCUGCUCCAACCGUGAGCAAUUCGGGGCACUUGAGGGCCUGGGGUUGAAUCAUGAGGACCUGGAGCUCCUGCUGCUGAAUGAGAAAAUGGUGAUGGUCAACAGGGACCCUGAGCACAGCCCAGCCCUGAACAGCUGCUUUGCCAGCAAUGAGAUCCUCUCCUACAUCCACGCCACUCUGGUGAGCAAGUCCGAAGGGGGACAACAGGUCUGUCCCCUGCCAGGCACCUCCCCAAGCCCCCAGGGAGGGACUGCCACCUACCAGGCCCACGUGGAGGACAAGGACUCUCAGUUCUUGCCCCAGCCUGUGAUGCAGCCCAGCGUGGCCCCAGGCCAGCCCCCUGCUCCCCUCUGGGAGCAACCAGUGCCAGCUGAGGAGGAGGAAGAGCCAUCUGAUGGCUUGCCGUGGGAGCUUAAUCCCAAGAAGCAGCCCAGCCCUGCUCCCUCCACCUCCCAGCACCCUUUUCCAGGCUCAUCUGCAGAGCAUUUUGGGAACGUUGUCAGCCCCUUGGAGACUCCUGGGAACUCCUAUGGGACAUACACCCUGAGCCAGGAGAGCAGGCACAAGCCUGGCAGUGGCUGCAUUUUGCCCAACACUCUUGUGAGACCCUCUGGAGACCACCCAGUGCUGGGGGGGAGCCUGGUUCCCCCUUGCCAACUCCAUCCCCGAGUAGAAGUGCUGCCAGAUGACCCUCAUGCCUCCAACAGGGACUUCUGCCUCUAG